CGUGCUUGUGCGCGUUUGGCAACACUGUUUUGUGCGUGACUGAAUUUUCGUGAGUUUGUAUUUGUGUACAUUUUAUAAUUUGGGUUUGUUUUCCUUUUUGGCAAACCGAAUUACCAGCGAAUCAAACAACCGAUCCGCCACGAUGCAUGUUGAAAAGAAAUCGGAGCUGCGCAGCCUACUCAAAUCCGGUGACAAGCGUUGUAAGCUCGUAGAGCCAAGGAACACCAAAAGCUGCGUCUGGAGGUUUUUCAAUCUCGUCCAGUGCGACGACCACAUAGAGCCGUACGCCUGCUGCAAAACCUGCGGCGAUCUCUUAUCCUACAGCGGGAAAACCGGAACCGGAUCCCUGCUCCGUCACCGAUGUCUCCACUCCAGCAGCAGUAACGAAAAAACCGUGCGGAUUACCAAGGCCAAGACGCUGAGGGAGCCGCUGCGGGUGGCCAAGCCGAAGAUCGAUUCGAACGUCGCCAAUUAUCUGGGAGAGGCGGGUGCCCUGCCGCAGAAGUGGGAGGAGUACGAGCAGAAUGAUGAGAUCAGCGAGGAUAUCAAGGACAUCAUAUACAGUGAGGAUCCACUGUGCUACAGCCCCAUACACGUGAUGGAGGACGAGGGGCUGGAUCAGCCCGAGAAGCAAGUGACCGUGCUUACCCAUUCGACUUCAUCAGCCGGUGGAAGUAGCAGGCCGAGCGUUGUGGGCUCGGGGGUACAAGCCACUGUGGUGGCCUCCACGUCCUCCAGCAACAACUCGGCCAAGCAGCUGAAGAACAACCUGGAGACGUCCAUCGAUCGGCUGACCACCGUCAGCGAACAGCUCAGCUACAUCAUUCAACAGAAUCAUGAGGAGCUCACCAAGGACGACGACUACUAUUUUGCUCUAAGCUUGGUGCCUGUCAUGCGCCAUCUUUCGCUCAAUCGAAAGAUGUACGUGCGGUCAAAGAUCCAGGAGAUACUGUUCAAGGAGAGUGAGGACUCGGUGCCCGCCAAGGAUGAGUAGGCGCUCCAUUAUAUACAUUUACCCAGAGGAAUAAGAAGACGAAAAACGAAACAAAACAACAGGGCAUCUUUGCGUGUCGUCAACUAGGUUAAUAAUUAUACAUAUGUUAUGUAUUCAUCUAAUUUAUGCUCUAUCAAGUGCAAAUACUUUGAUUAUUCAAUUAUAUUACCCAUUUAACUUUUACUUGAAACUCAAAACGAAAUAAAGCAUUACGACGAAAUAAGAAAAAAGUCA
Molecule: messenger RNA, 1228 nt
Organism: Drosophila teissieri
Lineage: Eukaryota; Metazoa; Arthropoda; Insecta; Diptera; Drosophilidae
Gene: BEAF-32
Exons: 2
Coding region: 143-994 (283 amino acids)
Molecular function (GO): DNA binding
Source: RefSeq, a predicted model, not a curated record